Danio rerio (zebrafish) is the source of this 5711-nucleotide messenger RNA. The record is from RefSeq and is a predicted model, not a curated record. NCBI's taxonomy places the organism in Eukaryota, Metazoa, Chordata, Actinopteri, Cypriniformes, Danionidae.
GGGCGCGCGCACCACAGCAGCGGAGAGAGAGACGCGCAGAGAGAGCAUGGGGCGCGCGGAUCGGCUGGAAUAAGAAACAUUUCCCAACACUUUUACAAACUUUCUCAACUCGGCCGACAGAUAUGGAUAUCAUCAUUUUGAGCACAUUGCUCCUGCUUGCGGUGUUUGGGGGCGCAGGAGCCCAGUACACACCCGCUCAAAUGGGACAUGCGGAGAAAGGCGGCUGCACCUUUGAUGACGGUCCAGCACAAUGCGAUUACCAGCAGGACCCGUAUGACGACUUCGACUGGACACAUGUCAGUGCUCAAGAAGUGCCGUUCCUGCCCUCUGACCUGCCCCAGGGCUCAUACAUGAUGGUGGACACCUCGCAGCACGAUUAUGGAGAAAAGGCUCGUUUGCAGCUGCCCGUGAUGAAGGAAAACGACACCCACUGCAUUGACUUCAACUAUCUCCUGUACUGUCCGGACGGCUCCAGUCCCGGGACGCUCAAUGUUCUGGUGAAGGUCAAUAAAGGGCCGCUGGCGAACCCUAUCUGGAACAUCACCGCCUGCACCGGCAAAGACUGGAUGAAGGCGGAGCUCGCCGUAAGCACCUUCUGGCCCAAUGAGUAUCAGGUGAUCUUCGAGGCAGAGGUGACCAAUGGCAGACGAGGAUUUAUCGCCAUCGACGACAUCCAGGUGCUCAGUUACCCAUGCGAUAAAUCUCCUCAUUUUCUGCGUUUGGGUGAUGUGGAGGUAAAUGCAGGACAGAACGCCACAUUUCAGUGCAUAGCAACUGUACGGGACGCCGUCAACAACAAACUCUGGCUGCAGCGGCGUAAUGGCGAGGACAUUCCCGUGGCGGAGAAGAAAAACAUCAACCACAGGAAGUUUGCGGCUUCUUUCCGCCUGAAGGAGGUCAGCAGUCAGGACCAGGACCUGUACCGCUGCGUCACGCAGUCCGAGAGGGGCUCCGGGGUCUCCAACUUCGCUGGACUCAUCGUCAGAGAGCCGCCGAGACCCAUCGCUCCACCUCAGCUGCUGGGCGUCGGGCCCACAUACCUGCUGAUCCAGCUCAAUGCUAACUCCAUAUUCGGGGACGGGCCCAUCAUCCUGAAGGAGGUGGAGUACCGCAUGACGUCCGGCAGCUGGACAGAAACCCACGCCGUCAACUCGCCCAACUACAAGCUCUGGCACCUGGACCCCGACACCGAAUAUGAGAUCCGCGUGCUGCUGACUCGUCCCGGAGAGGGGGGCACCGGACAGCCCGGGCCCGCGCUCAUCACCAGAACCAAGUGUGCAGAGCCCAUGCGGACCCCUAAGAGCCUGAAGAUUGCGGAGACGCAGGCGCGCUUCAUCGCUGUGGACUGGGAGUCUCUGGGCUACAACAUCACCCGCUGCCACACCUUCAACGUCACCAUCUGCUACCACUACCACAAAACCCCCAACCACAGCAAGGCCGACUGCCUGGAGAUGGACCCCAAGGCCCCGCGACACGUGGUGGGAAACCUGCCGCCUAACACCAACGUCAGCCUGAAGAUGAUCCUCACCAACCCAGAGGGGCGCAAGGAGAGCGAUGAGACCCUCAUCCAGACCCAGGAGGACGUUCCCGGGCCAGUUCCCAAGGAGUUUGUGCGAUCAACGCCUUCUGAGGAUAAGAUCUCUCUGCAGUGGAAAGAGCCUCUGGAGCCCAACGGCAUCAUAACACAGUAUGAGAUCAGCUACAGCAGUGUGCACUCCUUCGACCCGUCCGUCCCGCUGCUGCGUCCCCCACUGCUGGUGUCUCUGCCCUGGAACACGUCCCGCUACAACUUCACUCUGCUCCACCCCGGCACCACAUACCAGUUUCUGAUCCGCGCCAGCACUAGCAAGGGCUUCGGCCCCCCCACCACACUCAACGUCACCACCAACAUAUCAGCGCCAACGCUGGAGGAGUAUGACGGCUCAGAGGCAUCCCUGAACGAGACGGCCACCACCAUCACUGUCCUGCUGAAGCCUGCGCAGGCCAAAGGAGCACCCAUCAGCGCCUAUCAGAUUGUGGUGAAGGAGAUCAACCCUCAUCGCGGGCGCCGUGAGGCCGGUGGAGGCGAGUGUUACCGGGAGCCGGUGUCCUAUCAGAGCGCCGUCAGCUCUGGCCUGCCCUAUUACUUUGCAGCAGAGAUUCCUCCCAGAAAUCUGCAGGAGCCGCUGCCGUUUACUGUGGGAGACAACAAGACCUACCACGGCUACUGGAACGCUCCUCUCGCACCCCGCAAAGACUACAACAUCUACUUCCAGGCGGUCAGCCGAGUGGAGAAGGAGAGUAAAACGCAGUGUCUGAAACUGGCCUUUAAAGGAGCCACGGAGGAGCCGGAGGUGAUUCCAGACCCGGCCAAACAGACGGAUCAGGUGGUGAAGAUCGCCGGCAUCAGCGCUGCUGUGCUGGUCUUCAUCCUGCUGGUGCUCGUAGCCAUCCUGCUGCUCAAGAAACGGAGGAGCUACUAUUCGUACUCAUAUUACCUGAAACUGGCCAAGAAGCGCAAGGACGCCAUCGGGAACACCCGUCAGGAGAUGACCCACAUGGUGAAUUCCAUGGACCGCAGUUACGCCGACCAGAGCACGCUGCACGCUGAGGAGCCCAUGACCGUCACAUUCAUGGACUCGCACAACUUCAGCAACCGCUUGCCUAAUGAGCCUCUGGUGCCAACAGCUGUAUUAGUGCCUAUCACUGAUGAGAACCACACUGCGGCAGCGGCGGCAGCGGAGAACAGCAGACUGCUGGAUAUCCCGCGAUACCACUGCGAGGGUACCGAGUCCCCUUAUCAGACGGGACAGCUCCAUCCGGCCAUACGGGUGGCGGAUUUGCUGCAGCACAUCAACCUGAUGAAGACCUCCGACAGCUACGGCUUCAAGGAGGAGUAUGAGAGUUUCUUUGAGGGUCAGUCUGCUUCCUGGGACGCGGCAAAGAAAGAGCAAAAUCGAACGAAGAAUCGAUAUGGGAACAUCAUUGCAUAUGAUCAUUCUCGAGUGAUCCUGCAGCCCAUGGAAGACGACCCGUCGUCCGACUACAUAAAUGCCAACUACAUUGAUGUAAGUGGCGAUGCCGCCUCCUCCUCCAUUGGCGAACGUGUGAGAAACGUCUCUCCCUCCCUCAUUUGGCUGUACAGGGAUGGAUACCAGCGGCCCAGUCAUUACAUCGCAACUCAAGGUCCUGUCCACGAGACGGUGUAUGACUUCUGGAGGAUGAUCUGGCAGGAGCAGUCGGCCUGUAUCGUCAUGGUAACCAACCUAGUGGAGGUGGGCCGGGUCAAAUGCUAUAAGUACUGGCCUGAUGAUGCUGAAGUUUACGGAGAUUUCAAGGUCACAUUUGUGGAGGUCGAGCCGCUCGCUGAAUAUGUUGUCAGGACGUUCACUCUGGAGAGGAGGGGUUUCAAUGAGGUGCGAGAGGUGAAGCAGUUUCAUUUCACCGGCUGGCCUGAUCAUGGAGUGCCGUAUCACGCCACCGGACUGCUGUCCUUCAUCAGACGAGUGAAGAUGUCCAACCCGCCCACCGCUGGGCCUAUAGUCGUCCACUGCAGUGCCGGAGCCGGACGGACCGGAUGUUACAUCGUGAUCGACAUCAUGCUGGACAUGGCUGAGAGAGAAGGAGUGGUGGACAUCUAUAACUGCGUCAAAGCUCUGCGCUCCAGACGAAUCAACAUGGUACAGACCGAGGAGCAGUAUAUUUUCAUCCACGAUGCCAUCCUGGAGGCGUGUUUGUGUGGCGAGACGGCCAUCCCUGUGUGUGAGUUUAAAGCUGCGUAUUACGACAUGAUCCGCAUCGACUCGCAGAGCAACUCCUCGCACCUCAAAGACGAGUUCCAGACGCUGAACUCAGUGACUCCUCAGCCUCAGCCUGAAGACUGCAGCAUUGCGCUGCUUCCCCGAAAUCACGACAAGAACCGCUUCAUGGACAACCUGCCGCCCGACCGUUGCCUGCCCUUCCUCAUCACCAUCGACGGAGAAAGCAGCAACUACAUCAACGCCGCGCUCAUGGAUCCGUCAGAAGAGUACCAGAGCUACAGGCAGCCGGCCGCCUUCAUCGUGACCCAGCACCCGUUACCCAACACCGUCAAGGACUUCUGGAGGCUGGUGUACGAUUACGGAUGCACCUCUAUCGUCAUGCUGAACGAGAUCGAUUUGGCCCAGGGGUGUCCACAAUACUGGCCCGAGGAAGGAAUGCUCCGAUACGGCCCUGUCCAAGUGGACUGCAUAUCCUGCUCCAUGGACUGUGACGUCAUCAGUCGUCUUUUCAGGAUAUGCAACCUGACCAGGCCUCAGGAAGGAUACCUGAUGGUCCGGCAGUUCCAGUAUUUGGGGUGGGCGGGGCAUAGAGAGGUUCCCGCCUCCAAGCGCUCCUUCCUCAAACUGAUCCUGCAGGUGGACAAAUGGCAGGAGGAGUGUGAAGAAGGAGACGGGCGCACCAUCAUACACUGCCUGAACGGAGGCGGCCGCAGCGGGAUGUUCUGUGCCAUCAGUAUUGUGUGUGAGAUGAUAAAGCGUCAGAAUGUGGUGGAUGUUUUUCAUGCGGUGAAGAGUCUGCGCAACAGCAAACCCAACAUGGUGGACAGUCCGGAGCAGUACCGCUUCUGCUACGAUCUGGCGCUGGAGUUCAUCGAGACCUCAUAAUGGAGUCUGGGCUGAUCUGGUGUCAGUCGGAGAAACACACAGCGUGGAGAUCUCUGCGUCCGCCCUGACCGUCACCCGCUCGACUUUUAUCAGCUUUCUUUGAUUUCAUUUGUUUUUUUAAAAACAUUUGAGUUUCUCCAGUCAUUUCUGUGCAGCCAUUUAAAGCGAGCUGUUGCAUGCGGAAGACGCUCUUUAUUUCUCUGUGUCUCUCACUGUUCCUGUUAAUAAGCAUAUAUAUAUUCGUAUUUGUGUAAAUGGACAUCGUUCUGAACGGACAAAAAGCAAACCUGUUCAUCCGCCGAUGGAGAGCGCGUCACUUUGGCUCAAAAAAGACUCUGCAUUCCGCUAGAAUGGCUGGCUUACUGUGUUUUUAUUAUUGUUUUUAUGCAGAUUUUUUAUUACUGUUACUUUUUCUCUCGUUUUUUUCGGUAGCAGAUGAUGACCAUAAGCCAAAGACUUGUGUAAAUAUGUCGAUACGUAUGAAGCACAUUGUUUGUAUUUAUUGUUUACUUGCUUUUUUUGGAAGCUCAAAACAAUCAUUGCCAUUCCUCGAUUAGCCGAAAUUUACACUGCACACACAAACACUCUUUGUAGUUGUUGUUUUUUUUAAGUAUGAACUGGUUGACGUAGUGUUAUUUUUGUUUGUUACGUUGUUGUAUUUGAACAUUGUUUCAUUUGAAAUCUUUCUGUGGGGUUUUUUUUUGUGAAUAAUAUUUUGCCGAGGAGAUCUCCAAGAGGAGCAAAGAGAAGAGCUCUAUUUUUUUCUGAUGUUUUCACAUUUGUAUCGUGCUGGAAAUGGAGAGAGAGGAAAAAAUAAAUAAAACAAACAAUGAAGUGUAUGCAUUCAAAAUAUAUAUAGUAUUAGACUCUAGUGUAUUUAGGAGCAAAGCCAAUUUAAGAAGAAGAAGAAGAAGAAGACUGCAGCCAGCUGAUGCGGAUUUUAUACAAAACAGAACAAGGACAAAAAAAGAUUUCAUCAUGUGAAAUAAUAAGUUAUGUAUUUUUUGUCUGUAGUUGUUGGCUUUAUGGCUGUAAUACAAUGUCAAAUAGUACAAAUUCUUUGAAUAAAAAACAUAUGUGAAAGAA